Molecule: messenger RNA, 1054 nt
Organism: Oppiella nova
Lineage: Eukaryota; Metazoa; Arthropoda; Arachnida; Sarcoptiformes; Oppiidae
Source: the annotation of a GenBank genome assembly
AAAAUCCUGACGGAUGAGACUCCGCUGAAAGACUACGAAAUGGACGAAAAGAAGUUCGUUGUGGUGAUGAUCGCCAAACCCAAGCAACCGACCACUCCUUCCACGCCCACAGACACCACCUCAACGGCUGUCCCGUCGACCGCUUCCACGACUACAGCGACGGCCAGCUCUCCGCCGAAAGAAGAGGCGCCUAAGACGGAGGCGACCCCAUCGACAACCGCCGCCUCUUCGACGGCGCCCUCGUCUGCGGAGUCGACGAUUGUGUUGGGAGAGGACUACCAGAAGAUGGUGAAGCAGAUCAUGGAAAUGGGGUACGAGAAGGAGGCGGUCGAGCGGGCACUGAGGGCCAGCUUCAACAACCCGGACAGAGCUGUCGAGUAUUUAGUGACGGGUUUCCCGACGGAACUCUCGGAGGCUCAGCCCCCGGAGGCGCCCGAAGGAGUGGUUGGCCCACCCGUGGAGUCGUCGGGCGGCGAAGAGAAUCCGCUGGAGUUCUUGCGAACUCAGCCGCAGUUCCAACAGAUGCGUCAAGUGAUCCAACAGAACCCCCAACUGCUCAACGCUGUUAUGCAACAGAUCGGCCAAAACAACCCACAACUCCUGCAACUCAUUACACAAAACCAGGAGGCGUUCGUUCGCAUGCUUAACGAGCCGUCGGCCGCCUCGGCCACAGCUACCGCUACGGCCACCUCUGGGGGCGGCGGUGGCGGAGGACAGGCGGGCGCUGCCGGACAACCAAAUCGAUUGGACGAACUGAUUGGGUCGGCACAAGUGACGCCACAGGACAAGGAGGCCAUCGAUCGGUUGAAAGCGUUAGGAUUCCCGGAAUAUCUUGUGGUUCAGGCAUACUUCGCAUGUGAUAAGAAUGAGAAUAUGGCCGCCAAUUUCCUCCUCUCCCAAGGAUUCGAUGACUAAUAGUUUAUACGAUAAAAAUCUUUUCUCUUAAAAUCGUUUUCUUGUUUAAAAAGACAUCGCUUUUCUAAAAACAACAAAAUUGUCACUAAAUAGAGAAAUGCCUAUAAUUUCUUAACUACAAUACAAAUUUCAAUAACAA